UCUCUCUUUCAUGUUUGCAACAUCAUUUAAGUUCAGCAAUGUAUGAGAAUCUAGCAGCCCAGCCUGUGGUUCCAAGACCUCCCUUGAUUCCCCAACCCAAUCCCUUUGGGAAUGUAUCAUAUGGAGCUGGUUCAGCAUUAAUCCAAGGCGGACUUGGAGCAUAUGGAGAGAAAAUCUUGGGGUCAAGCUCUGAAUAUGUGCAAAGCAAUAUAAACAGGUAUUUCUCUGAUCCCCAAUACUAUUUCCAAGUGAAUGAGCAGUAUGUGAGGAACAAAUUGAAGAUUAUUCUAUUUCCAUUCUUACACAGGGGGCACUGGACGAGGAUUACUGAGCCAUUUGGGGGCAGGCUGUCAUAUAAGCCUCCUAUCUAUGACAUAAAUGCCCCAGACUUGUACAUUCCCCUGAUGGCAUUUGUUACUUAUGUGGUUCUCUGUGGUUUCUCAUUGGGUCUUGUUGGGAAGUUUAGCCCUGAAGCUUUAAGCCUGCAAUUCACAAAAGGAUUAUUAGGCUGGUUUCUGCAAGUCAUGGUACUUAAACUAUCAUUGUAUUCAUUGGGAGGUGGAGAAGCACCUUUCCUAGACAUUGUGGCAUAUGGUGGAUAUGCUUUUACAGGUACGUGCCUGGCUGUGCUGGGGAGGAUCAUGUGGAGCUAUGCAUACUAUUUCCUAAUGCCAUGGACAUGCUUGUGCAUGGGUGUCUUCUUGGUGAAGACAAUGAAGCUUGUUCUGUUUGCAGAGGUAAGGAGUUAUGAUUCAAGCAAGCAUCACUAUCAUUUGCUUUUCAUGGCUUUAGUACAGCUCCCUUUUUUCAUCUGGCUUGGCAAUAUUAAUGGGGCAUGAUUUUAAUUUAGUGUAUAUGUUAAUUCUGCUAUG
Molecule: messenger RNA, 872 nt
Organism: Telopea speciosissima
Lineage: Eukaryota; Viridiplantae; Streptophyta; Magnoliopsida; Proteales; Proteaceae
Product: protein YIF1B-B-like
Exons: 5
Coding region: 39-839 (266 amino acids)
Biological process (GO): endoplasmic reticulum to Golgi vesicle-mediated transport
Cellular component (GO): Golgi membrane; endoplasmic reticulum membrane; COPII-coated ER to Golgi transport vesicle
Source: RefSeq, a predicted model, not a curated record